Molecule: messenger RNA, 558 nt
Organism: Maniola jurtina (meadow brown)
Lineage: Eukaryota; Metazoa; Arthropoda; Insecta; Lepidoptera; Nymphalidae
Product: circadian clock-controlled protein daywake-like
Exons: 4
Coding region: 1-558 (185 amino acids)
Source: RefSeq, a predicted model, not a curated record
AUGAAAAAGUUGGAUAGAUUACACCUGGAGGAUAUAAAUGUGAAAACACCAGACUUAAUUUAUCAAUUGUGGAAUAUCAGAAUUAGUGGAUUUAAUAAUACCAUUAUAGAUGACUUCAGCAUACAUUUACCGUAUAAAAUUAUCCGUGCAAACUUUCAUACAACUCUAAUGGUCGAUUCUGAUUACAAAGUUGACGGAUUAAUGUUUGGAUUGCCAGUUAUUGGAGAAGGAAAAUCUGCAAUUAUAUUGAAGAAUUUACAGAUGGAGAUGAUAUUUAUAUUUGAUAUCAUGAAAAACGAGCACGGCAAAGACAUUUUUGAUAUCAAAAAGUAUUUUUACGGAGCUGAUGCGAUCGAUGGUGUGUACACCUACUUGGGGAAUAUGUACAACGGAGAUAAAAAACAGAGUGAUGCUUUUCAUGAAAUAAUGAAUAAAAACUGGAGAACAGUAGUGGCCAACUUCGGCAGAUUUUUCACUACUAAAAUAAGUGACGAUAUCUUCCAAGCCUUUCAAAAGUUUAUGCGUUCACGGGCUAUAGAAGAUUAUGCAGAAUACUGA